Messenger RNA from Cataglyphis hispanica, 3903 nucleotides. It is a transcript of the gene Picot, whose product is annotated as putative inorganic phosphate cotransporter. Gene Ontology annotation, cellular component: plasma membrane. The record is from RefSeq and is a predicted model, not a curated record. Gene Ontology annotation, biological process: transmembrane transport; monoatomic anion transport. Gene Ontology annotation, molecular function: transmembrane transporter activity. NCBI's taxonomy places the organism in Eukaryota, Metazoa, Arthropoda, Insecta, Hymenoptera, Formicidae. Bases 402 to 1973 code for a protein of 523 amino acids. The transcript is spliced from 8 exons.
AGCUAACGAGCAACCGGCCGGUCUCGGUACUUUCUCAGAUUGUUCGUUAGUAUCGUUUCGUAUUACGCGAGGACUUAACCUCGUCUUCGCGCGUUUACUUUUGCCAUCGUGUCACGCCCGUGAAUGUCGCCCGCCGUUACCUUCCCCGACGUCGUCGUCGCCGUCGUCGCCGUCGUCGUGGUCGCCAGCCGACCGGUAUAAAAAAAGAACGCAGGCGCGCUCUUUCGUUCCUCGGCGCUUUUCGGCCCGAGUAUUCGCGCGAGAGUGUAGAGGAGCCAGUAGUUCUCGCACGCGCGUGCGAACAGUCGGCGUUAACGCGUUAAUCAUCGUCGAUCUAUUAGACGAUUUUUUUUUUUCCCUCUUUGCGUUCAAGUCUCUUUCGCGGUCCCCGUGCUUUCGAGAUGAGCGGCGGCAGAAUCAGCGAAAACGGGGGACGAAAUGGUCACGUGCUAGUAUGGGAGCAACCCGGCCUCGACGAGGAGGAGCGACCCGCGCGAAGAAGAAGAGCUCUGAUGGGGAAACGUCACAUGGUGACAUUAAUGAUAUUCCUUGGUAUGGCAAAUGCCUACAUAAUGAGGACCAACAUGUCCGUGGCUAUCGUCGCGAUGGUCAAUCAUACGUCUAUCCAGGACAGCGAGAAAGUGGAAAAAGUCGUAAACGAGUGCGGAGAUCUCAUUACCAAUGAAACGGAAGCUGCCCAACGUAAUGCCGAUGGACCCUUCUCGUGGAACAAUAAGCAGCAAGGCUAUCUCUUGAGCUCGUUCUUUUGGGGCUACGUUAUCACGCAGAUACCGUUCGGUGUACUCGCCAAGCGUUAUGGCGCCAAAUACUUCCUCGGAAUCGGCAUGCUGAUCAAUUCGAUUUUCGGGUUGUUGGUCCCCGCAUCCGCGUAUUGGGGAUAUUGGUGGUUAAUGACCAUUCGUUUUAUCCAGGGUUUAGGAGAGGGUCCUAUCGUGCCUUGCACGCACGCAUUGCUGGCGAAGUGGAUACCGCCUAACGAACGGAGCAGGAUGGGUGCCUUCGUCUAUGCUGGUGCACAGUUUGGCACGGUAAUUUCUAUGCCGUUGAGCGGUUUAUUAGCCGACUGGCAAUUAGUAGGCGGUUGGCCAUCUAUUUUCUAUGUAUUCGGUGCUAUCGGUACCAUUUGGUGCAUUGCGUUCCUCAUAUGGGUCUACGAGGAUCCUGAGCAACAUCCGUCCAUCUCGGAAGAGGAAAAAAAAUAUAUACUCAGUUCUCUUUGGGGUAGCGCCGGCAUAUCUUCAUCACCCCCCGUACCAUGGAAGUCUAUUGUAACUUCGUUACCAUUCUGGGCUAUCUUGAUGGCGCACAUGGGUCAGAAUUACGGAUAUGAAACGCUGAUGACCCAACUUCCAACAUUCAUGAAACAAAUCCUUCAUUUUAGCAUUAAAAACAAUGGUACCUUUUCUGCACUUCCAUAUCUUGCCAUGUGGCUCUUUUCUAUAUUUAUUUCUCAUAUCGCCGAUUGGAUGAUCUCUUCAGGAAAAUAUUCUCAUACAGUGACCCGUAAGCUUAUCAAUAGUAUCGGCCAGUACGCACCGGCCGUGGCGUUGAUUGCUGCCUCAUAUACCGGUUGCAAUCCCUCGGCGACCAUAGCCAUCAUCACAGUGGGAGUCGGUCUGAAUGGCGCUAUUUAUUCCGGUUUCAAAGUAAAUCAUCUUGAUAUCUCACCGAGAUUUGCCGGACUUUUAAUGUCCUUUACUAACUGUAUUGCCAAUCUCGCUGGGCUUCUUGCGCCAAUCACUGUUGGACUGAUUAUUGAUGAUUCGCCAACGCAAGCAAAAUGGAGGAUUGUAUUUAUAAUCUGUGCUGUUAUUUACAUAAUAUGUGCAACAUUCUAUGUAUUUUGCUCUUCUGGACAGAGGCAAAUAUGGGACAAUCCGGAUAGAGACGAUGACAGGAGUGAAAAAAAGCAAUUGGAUGGGGUGCAAGUUAUCAGCGAAACUCAACAUUGACAAGUAAAUAUUUUACCGAUAAGAUAGUGGCGAUACGAAAGAAAAUCGACACUGUCGACGUGACAAUUGUGUCCAUCUGGCCGUUUCUGCCUGCGUACAUUCAUUCCCUCCCUAAUAUUUAACAAUUCAAAACGAAUGUAUAUUAAGAUAAAACAUUUAAUUUAAUCUCAAAAUUUUUCUUUCUUUCUUUUUUACCAUGAAGAGAUAUAAAAUUUUUCACGAUAGGGAUUAUCGCAAUCAUAUUGUAAGUUUUCAUACUUUUGUAAUCGAUUGCAAAAGUUAUAAACCAAUUGUUGUAGUCUUAGUAGUCUUAUAGUAUGUAUGUUUCAAAUGUAAAGGACGAUUUGUAUGUGUGUGAGAAUGAGAGAGAAAUAUAUAUAUAUACUCAUAGCUGAGCUGCUAUUAUAAGCUUAGUCAUUAUCAUUUGUUAUAUUUUAUAAUUUAUCAUUUUUUACAUAAUUUCGGGUAUUAUGUAUAGAAUUAGAAAAAGAAUACUAAAAAUUGGCAUACUAGAGAAAUGAUAGAAGAGAUAAUUUUUUAAAAAAAAAGAAAGUGAAAACUAUUGCUUGUAGAUAAACAAACUUUCAUAAAUUUGCCCGAAGAGGAAUAUAUCAUGACAAAAGAAUCAACGCAGGUAUAAACGAUUGCAAAAAUGGCGUUCACGAAAUUAUUUCUUUAAGUCAAUUUAUGCAAUUAUAUACAUGGAUAUUUAAGUCAAAUUUGUUAUUUUGGAUAUGUAAAUGAAAGCGAAACAAACAUUAAGCUCUUUAAAGCGUGACGUCAAAUUUGUUUGAAGUAUGCUUGGUGAUGUUUGUGUAACACUACAAUAGAAUUUAUACAUUACAUAUUUUAAAACACAAAUUUUGAUUUGCACAGUGAGCAUUCUAUUAAUUUAUCAGACAUUUUUUUGUCAGUUUCAUAUUUUGAACAAAACUUAUCAAUCUUAGUCUUCCAUUCUGUAAUACAGAACGCACAUUUUAUUAUUAUAAGAUACGAUAUAUACGCGUUGAGAUUUGUGUACGAGAUAAAUUUAAAUAGAUUUGCCACAAAUAAUAUAGAGGAAGAAUCUAUUGUAGUGUAUCUAUGGUUACGUUUAUCUUCAAGUUAGAUAAUUUGUAAUCUGACAAACUUGUGGCAGCAGUAUUAGAGCAAAGACCCCCUCAUUGUUCAUCUCUUUUUGUUAUAUCACUUUUUAUCACAACUACAGCCAUUUUGUAUUGUGCGUAUGGCCUGUGAAUGAAAAAGGUAUGAAAGGAAGAUUCCCAUCCUCGUUUGGGAGACUUUACCUCGAAUCCAAUUGCGCCGCGAUUAGCACAGUGUGUGUAUAAUACAAUAAUGGUGUUUAUACAUGUUGUAGAUAUUUGCGCAUCGUGCGCAUAAAAAGUCUUAUUAGAUAUAUAUACAUAUAAGAUAUGAAUAUAUAUUAGUUAUUAUUAUAUAGCAUAAAUAUUUAUAUAUAGCGUUUAUGAAGGACGGAAAAAUGAUCAUUAUCUCUCGAUUGUACCAAGAAAUAGAUGUCGUCAAACAAAAAGAUUCUGCUUGUACAGUAGAAUGCAUUUUUUUUAAUGAUAAGUAUCUCUUCCUUAAAAGCUGCACAAACUAAACAACUUUGACGAUGAUAGUAAAUUUCUUCUUUUUUUUGUACAAUUUUGAAUAUAUCAAAGCUAUAUUUGUUGUAAAAUCAACGUUAUUGUUGAUGACUCGUUGAAAUACGUAAUUGCGCAAAACGAAUUCGAUUCCUUUAAGUAUAUCUCGAACAAACAAUUUGUUCUAUAUUCAGUUUUUAAGUUUUGAGAAAGAAAGAAUAAAAAGAAUGGUCUGUCUUAUACAUUAUACUCGAGAUCUUUUUGAGAAAGUCUUUUUGUGAGAAUCUAAUAUGAUUGAAAAUUGUCUAAAAAUUAAAAGAAUUAUUAAAUAUUUAUAUCAAGAA